This is a messenger RNA of Lachancea nothofagi CBS 11611, 1041 nucleotides long. The record is from the annotation of a GenBank genome assembly. NCBI's taxonomy places the organism in Eukaryota, Fungi, Ascomycota, Saccharomycetes, Saccharomycetales, Saccharomycetaceae.
AUGGAGCCUAGCCCGAACUCAAAAUCAUCCACCAUUCCAGCUCACCAGCAAAAGGUGUCAAUGAAUACAUUAAAGGCAGAAUUAGAGUUAGCGGUAGCUUUCAUAUUUUUCUCAAUCCUGGGAAACUACUCUAGACUGGGACUAACCAAACUCACAGACUACUCAGGUUCAUAUGUCCAAAGUCCUACGGUGUUAUGGGCAAAUCUUGCGGCUUGCUUCAUCAUGGGACUGAUGCAAACGAUGUUCCACUACAAGGUGUUCAACCCGCUCAUGUUCACUGCAAUCACCACCGGCUAUUGUGGUGCUUUGUCGUCGUAUUCGAGCUUAAUCGUCGAAAUCUUCAUUCAUGCUGCCAAUCAGACCAGUUCUACUGCUCAUGCAUUCCCAAAUCGAGCAUAUGGAAUCAUGGAGUUUCUGGCGGUGCUUCUGGUCCAAAUUUUGGUGUCCAUGUGUAGUCACAUCUUUGGACUUUACGUUGCCAAGGAGUUUGCGACAUAUUUCGAGAACUUCGAGACCAAAGAGCUAUCACUAGCGGCUCGCAGAACUCACCGGAUCUUUACGAUUAUCGGGAAGGUUGUGCUUGUGAUAUCCUUACCAGUGCUUAUAAUUCAGAUCGUUCUGGCUGCUGUUUACAACAAUUCCUCGCGAUAUUGGACGCUUUCGGCUAUUUUCGCAUUUCCCGGGACAAUGUUGCGCUACAUCUUGUCCAAGCAGCUAAACUCCAAGAUCAAGCACUUUCCGCUGGGCACAUUCACAGCCAAUGUUCUGGGAACUCUAUUGUUAGCCAUUUUUACACUACUGACAAGAGGAAAACGACAAGAUGGAUCCGCAAUCAUUCAAUCUUCAACCACUGACGCUGUCGUGAUUGCCCUGGGAAAUGGUUUCUGCGGGUGUUUGACAACCGUAAGCACUUUUAUCAAUGAAUGUCAUCGUCUCCCGCUCCGCAAUACAAUGAUCUACUAUUUUUUCUCAAUUUUCGUGUCUUUCAGCCUAGUCGUCGUUACUUUGGGAUCCUACGCCUGGACCAGAGGGCUAGAAUGA